Colletotrichum orchidophilum is the source of this 1734-nucleotide messenger RNA. RefSeq lists its product as uncharacterized. The transcript is spliced from 2 exons. The record is from RefSeq and is a predicted model, not a curated record. Bases 1 to 1734 code for a protein of 577 amino acids. NCBI's taxonomy places the organism in Eukaryota, Fungi, Ascomycota, Sordariomycetes, Glomerellales, Glomerellaceae. Gene Ontology annotation, molecular function: NADP binding; flavin adenine dinucleotide binding.
AUGGAGAGUUCUUUUGACGCAGUCGUCGUCGGGGCCGGCUGGUUCGGUCUCGCAGCCGCCAAGGCUUACUCACAACUACAUCCCACCGCAAACCUCGCCGUCCUAGAAGCUGCCGAAUCCUGCGGAGGAACAUGGUCCAAGAACCGCCUCUACCCCGGCUUGAAGUCGAACAAUAUGAUUGGGACCUACGAGUACCCAGACUUUCCCAUGUCGGAGGCUGCGUAUGGCGUCAAGCCCAACAACCACAUCCCGGGUGCGGUCCUCCACCGCUAUCUUACCGAUUUCGCCAAGCACUUUGGCUUCUUCGAACGUAUCCAGUUCAACACUGCUGUCACCUUGGUAGAGAGAAAUGGCAAGACAGGCUGGCGACUUUCUGUAGCCUCGCCUGCGGGGGAGCACAUUAUUCAAACUGAGAAGCUCAUCCUGGCAACAGGAUUGACUUCGACGCCGAACCUUCCUUCCUACAAAGGAUCCGAGACCUUUUCAGGCCCUCUCUUCCACGCAAAAGACUUCUGCAAGAAGGCUCCCGAGCUGAUACACGUCAAAAAUGCGGUUGUCGUCGGUGGAGCAAAGUCGGCCUUCGACGUCGCCUAUGCUCUAGUCCAAGACGGCGCGGAAGUCGACCUGAUCAUCCGCCCCAACGGCCACGGCCCCGUCUGGAUUGCCCCUCCCUUCGUCACGCCUUUCAAGAAGAGGUUGGACCAGUUGCUGAACAUACGCUGGAUGUCGUGGUUCAGUCCUUGCCCCUGGGGUGGUGAAGACGGCUACUCUAGCGUUCGUCAAUUUCUCCACGGAACCACCUUUGGGCGCUUCAUUGUCGAUUCGUUCUGGAAGGUACUGGGCGGCGAUGUCCUCUCCGCCAACGCAUACGAUUCUCACCCGGAACUUCAGAAGCUGAAACCCUGGCACUCGGCUUUCUGGAUCGGUAGCGGACUCAGUAUCUUAAACUACGAUGGCAACUUGUUCGACUUGGUCAAGGAGGGCAAUAUUCGGGUCCACAUUGACAACAUUGACCGGCUAGAAGGCAAGAAGGUCUUCCUGUCCUCUGGAGAGCAGCUCGAGACUGAAGCUAUCAUCUGCUCCACCGGUUGGAAGAAGGAGUCGACCAUUCAGUUUCCUGGUCUCAACGAGAAGCUCGGUCUUCCAUACUCGGCGACUGAAAAACGGACAUUGGAUCAAGACGCGGACGCCAAAGUUCUCUCACUCUACCCCCGGUUGAAGGACCAACCGAAACUGAGAUUUACCCCCCAAGAGGCGAACCCAUUGCGUUACUACCGCUUCAUGGUCCCUUCCACCAUGGUCGCUUCUCGGGACCUCGCCUUCGCUGGCAUGAUUUCAACAGUCAGCACUUCAGUCUGUGCCACGAUUCAAGGACAUUGGAUUGCCGCCUUCUUGUCUGGCCAGCUGGAUCGCCUGCCCACUUCUGACCACGAUAUCACAGACGAGAUCAUGCUGCACACGCAAUGGGGCAAAUGGCGCUACCCUUGUGGUUACGGUGCCAACCUUCCUGACUUUGUAUUCGAGGGUCUGCCUUACGUCAACAUGUUGAUGAAGGAUCUUGGAGUGGAAACACACCGCAAAUCUAGUUGGCUUCAGGAGCUCACUUCGCCGUACUUGCCGACUGACUUCCGCGGCCUAGUUGACGAGUGGAAACAGGGUCAUGGUGAUAAAAAGGCUAACAGUGAAACGGAAAUCGCCACGCACAAGGUUGUGACUUCAGGGACGGAUGAAUGA